GCGGGGGCCCGCGGCGGCGGGGGGCCAUGGCCACCCGGCGUCUAACGGACGCGUUCUUGUUGUUGCGGAACAACGCGGUGCAGAGCCGGCAGCUGCUGGCCGAGCAAGUGAGUAGUUACGGCUCCUCCAGCCCUCUGAGUUCACGUAGCAUGGCUGCUGCGGAGCUGGAUGAGCUUGCUGAUGAUCGUAUGGCACUGGUAUCAGGAAUAAGUUUAGAUCCUGAAGCAGCAAUUGGUGUAACAAAACGAUUACCUCCCAAAUGGGUUGAUGGAGCAGAUGAAAUUCAGUAUGAUAUCGCCAGGGUUAAACAGAAGAUGAAAGAAUUAGCUAGUCUUCAUGAUAAACACCUAAACAGACCAACAUUGGAUGACAGCAGUGAAGAAGAACAUGCAAUAGAAAUAACCACCCAAGAGAUCACACAGUUAUUUCACAGGUGUCAGAGAGCAGUCCAGGUCUUGCAAAGCAGGUCACGGAUUUGUACAGAACAAGAAGAACGUGUUCUCAGGAAUGUAGUGUCUUCCUUAGCACAGUCCCUUCAGGACCUAUCCACCAACUUUAGGCAUGCACAGUCUGACUAUCUCAAACGCAUGAAAAACAGAGAAGAAAGAUCCAAACACUUCUUUGACACGUCAGUCCCACUUAUGGAUGAUGGAGAGGACAAUACACUUUAUGAUAGGGGUUUUACAGAUGACCAACUAGCAUUGGUGGAGCAAAACACGUUAAUGGUGGAAGAGCGAGAAAGAGAAAUCCGUCAGAUUGUACAGUCAAUCUCUGAUCUGAAUGAAAUAUUUAGGGACCUGGGAGCAAUGAUAGUAGAACAGGGAACAGUUCUAGAUAGAAUUGACUACAAUGUUGAACAGUCAUGUAUCAAAACUGAAGAGGGCCUAAAACAGUUGCAUAAGGCAGAGCAAUAUCAAAAGAAGAAUCGGAAGAUGCUUGUUAUUUUAAUUUUGUUUGUUGUAGUAAUUGUCCUUAUUGUUGUUCUCAUUGGUGUAAAGUCACACUAGGUUUCACUUAAUUUUCUUUCUUUUUUUUUUUUUUUUUUUGGCGGGGGGGGGAGUUUGUGAACUUUUUUCCCAGUGUGAAUGGAUGGACCUGCACUCCAGAAAGCUGCCUUUGAAUGUAUAAACCCUUGUGGUACAAAGUCUGUGCAAUGUUUCAGAACUCUUUGAAGUACAAGUUUGGUCAUCUGUGAGGUGUUCGUAAAGAUUAUAUGGAAAGUGUUGGAAAUUUGAUGAUGCUCUGGAACAAAUUAUCUGGCUCUUUAUCCAGAGGUAUUUGGAAACACAGUACAUUAAAAAAUAUGUAUAUAUUAAUGACUACAGUAAGUAGUGUGUUAUUGUAAACAAAAAUGUUUUCUGUCUUUUUGUCAUAGUUAUCAUGGGCUUCAAAUUUAAACAAUGUUACUGAGUCACGGGGCUCAAUAACAAACAGAUCUAGAUUCAAGAUGCAUUAGAAGAAGCACAAAAAUGUUUGACUUCGUCUCUUUUCCUCCAGAUUCAAUCCUCCCCACAAAGAACUGGAUAGACUGCUAAAAAGGAGAGCUUUUAACAACCAGAACCUAAUCCAUCCCUGUGAUCUUAAUUUAGAUAUUGCACCAUUGCUAAGAAUCAGAGCAGUACUUAGUCUUGUAAAUAACAAGAUUUAAUCACUGACAUAAUUUAACCUGUUUAGUUAAUUAAAAAACUUUAUAAGCUUGAGUAAUCAUGGGAAUGUUUUUUCCUCUUCAGAAAGAUUGCAUAUGUGUUUCCAUAUACAGUUUUUUUAUAUAGUUUAAAGUACAACCAUUACAUUGAAACAGUGAUAAAGUUAAAGCCAAAAAAUACAGAGAUUAUCCUUUUGGCCUUCUAUAUCAUCUGGCCUGCUAUCGCGGAUCUGGGAUAUUUCAUUCUACUGUUGUUGCAUAAGCUGUUUAUAUUACAGUCCAUCUGUCCAUAGAAGUUGGUAAGCUUUUAUAUAAAAAUGUGAAUUCACUACAGUAUAUAUUGCACCCAUUCUCUGUGAUAAGAUUAUUUUUUCAAACACCUACCUGGAAGAGGACAGGUUAUUGGUCUUCUGCUGAUCAUGACAAAUGUGCGACUGACAGGUAUUAGGCCUUCAUUAUAGGAUUUGGGGGAUUUUCUACUUUUUUUUUGCAGCUUAAAAUUUUGCCGUGGGCCAUGAAAGAAAAUAGGGAAACAUUUAGUAAUAGAUUAUUCAUGAUUAAAUUCAGGCCUGAAGUGAUGUGCAAUUUUAGAGGCCUUGCCUUAAUAUUUUUAAUACAGCUUUUCUGUGUGGGUUGUUUUUGCUACGGGACUGUAAUGUUUAUCUCCUUUUCUGACUGAUACAGUGAUCCCCAUAAACUUGCAGAGAUGAUCUGCUCAAGGCCCCUGAAGUACAAAUUCAUAAUAUUAAUGAUUCUGAUCUUGCCUAUGGGAAACAGGAGUUCUCUACCUGCCCUGAGCUUGUCUUUACUGUGUAUGUACUAAGUAGGACCUUAAGUAUGAUUCUAAGCUUAAUGCAGGAACAGACCUGAUGAAAGAGACUACAGAGACAUGAAAGCCUUGGGUUUUUUUUGUGGCUUGUUGUGAAAAGCUUUGUACCUCUCUUGUUACCUCUGGACAAAGGGGAUUUUGAACUUCCAAAACUGCCAGUUCAAACCCUGGUUGAAUUUACAGAGUAAAUUGGCAAAAGAAAGAAUGAUGCUUUUAGUUGGGUGUGCAGCUCCCCUGUUUUGGUAUAGAUCUCUUCAAUGAUCGUGAGUAAAACUACUGUAUCCCUAGUGUGCUGUCUACAUCAUUUGGUAUGAAGCAGCAUAUUGCUAUAAUUUAAUAUACUGUACUUGCAACGUUCUCUCUAACAUGAGAUUGUGUUAUUUAUUUCUGUCUUGACUGGUGCUUUUGACAUUUUAUCAUGCCUAAUGAAUUCAAAGAAGUAAUAAAACAUUUCCAACCUAA
Messenger RNA from Rhea pennata, 2936 nucleotides. RefSeq names its product syntaxin 16 (gene STX16). The record is from RefSeq and is a predicted model, not a curated record. Gene Ontology annotation, molecular function: SNAP receptor activity; SNARE binding. Bases 27 to 1007 code for a protein of 326 amino acids. NCBI's taxonomy places the organism in Eukaryota, Metazoa, Chordata, Aves, Rheiformes, Rheidae. The transcript has 9 exons. Gene Ontology annotation, cellular component: membrane; SNARE complex; endomembrane system. Gene Ontology annotation, biological process: intracellular protein transport; vesicle-mediated transport; vesicle fusion.